Molecule: messenger RNA, 1697 nt
Organism: Mycena citricolor
Lineage: Eukaryota; Fungi; Basidiomycota; Agaricomycetes; Agaricales; Mycenaceae
Source: the annotation of a GenBank genome assembly
ACUUUGAAGGAAAUCAAGCAGUGAUGAAUGCGUCAUGGCCUCCUCCCUCUCCUGCAGUGGCAGACUGUCUAAUUCGGGGCCUAUCCCAAAAAGAUGCAGGUCCAGGAUCCUCAAGGAUGCGGCCGGCUAUCGCGUGUUUUCCCGGCGAAUGUCCGUGCCGUUUUGUCAGUUGAUCAGUUGCCAGGAUGGCGGUGGACUAUCUCGUGGGCUCGUGCAGGGGUCGGCAGGGAUGGUGGAUAAUUGUCGGGUUACGUUUCCGCCUCGAUGAUGGUCCCGCUGGCCAUCGAGACGGAGACAGGGUCGAUCCUCGGAUUUUAUUGUGCUCAGGUCCUUAAGAGAGCGGAUGCGCAGACUGGAAAUCUCAAGCAGCUCCCUCCCGCCUUCUCACUACGAUGAAGUAUCUCUUGGCACUUGCGUCUCUGGCUGUUGUCAUCUCUCCCGCUGCAUCGGUGGCCGUCUAUGGACAAUGCGGUGGCAUUGGUUUCACCGGAUCCACAGUCUGCGAUGCAGGGUCGGUGUGUACCGUUGGCAACCCUUACUACUCGCAGUGUCUGCCUGGAACUGCGCCGCCACCCUCGUCGACAACGUCCGCGGCGGUCACCUCUCCGACGACCCCUACGAGCACAGCGUCCGCACCGGCGAGUUCAGGGUGCUCAGGUGCUACCAAGUUCAAAUUCUUUGGCGUCAGUGAGUCCGGCGCUGAAUUUGGAAGCGGAAAGUGGCCUGGUGUCUACGGGACUGACUACAUCUUCCCCGCUCCCAGAAUCUGUCAGCUCGAUCGAUUACUUCGUGAACAAGGGCUUCAAUUUUUCCGGCUGCCGUUCAUGCUCGAACGUCUUGUCCCGCCUGCGGGAGGUCUUACGGGUCCCUUUGACCAGACCUAUCUGGGUCGUAUUCAGUCGUCUGUGACUUACAUCACCGGAAAGGGUGCCCAUGUGGCUUUGGACCCACACAACUACAUGUUGUACAACAACCAAGCCAUCUCGAACACGACACACAAUGCGAGUCUCGGUCUCUCUUUCGGAAGUUGCUUUGACUCACAAUUUGUCCUUGCAGUCUGGAAGAACUUGGCCACCGUCUUCAAAUCUAACCCCAACGUUAUCUUCGAUGUGAUGAACGAGCCCAACGGGAUCCCGGCGUCGACUGCGUUCGCGCUCAACCAGGCUGCGAUCUACGGUAUACGUUCCAGUGGAGCGACCUCCCAACUCAUUCUCGUGGAAGGAACUUCUUGGACCGGCGCCUGGACGUGGACCUCUUCCGGCAACUCGGCCGUGUUCGGAAACAUCACUGAUCCUAACAACAACGUCGCGAUCGAGAUGCACCAGUACCUCGACAGCGAUGGCUCGGGCACCAGCUCGGUCUGUGUGUCCCCGACGAUCGGCGCAGAGCGGUUGCAGGUCGCCAGCGCCUGGCUCAAGGCCAACAACCUGAAGGGCUUCCUCGGUGAAAUCGGCGCCGGAAACAACACCGCUUGUAUAUCGGCUGUCAAGGGUGCGAUGUGUGCCAUGCAGCAGGCGGGCGGCGUCUGGAUCGGUGCCUCUUGGUGGGCAGCCGGCCCGUGGUGGGGCGACUACUUCAUGUCCAUCGAGCCACCCAGUGGUGGCUCCGUCGCCAGUGUCCUGCCCCAGGCGUUGAUGCCUUUCUUUUCUGUUCCAUAUGAACCAAGUGAAAUCAAUGCGACCCCAGCUAGCGAUUAG